This is a messenger RNA of Girardinichthys multiradiatus, 1693 nucleotides long. It is a transcript of the gene prelid3b, whose product is annotated as PRELI domain containing 3. Gene Ontology annotation, molecular function: phosphatidic acid transfer activity. The record is from RefSeq and is a predicted model, not a curated record. Gene Ontology annotation, cellular component: mitochondrial intermembrane space. NCBI's taxonomy places the organism in Eukaryota, Metazoa, Chordata, Actinopteri, Cyprinodontiformes, Goodeidae. The transcript is spliced from 6 exons. Bases 126 to 707 code for a protein of 193 amino acids. Gene Ontology annotation, biological process: phospholipid transport.
GUGACUGCGCUGGUAUGAAGGGGGAGGGUUUUGUUUCUGACGUGCUUCUUUGUAUCAAGCAGUCAAUCUUACCGGUUCAUCCAAGAUUCCUGCUUCAUCGCCUUUGCUGCUCGCUUCUUUAAAUCAUGAAGAUCUGGACCUCCGAGCACAUUUUCAACCAUCCUUGGGAGAUGGUGACUAAGGCUGCAAUGCAGAAGUAUCCCAAUCCCAUGAAUCCCAGUGUGGUUGGAGUGGAUGUUCUGGACCGAAGCGUUGACCAACAGGGACGCCUCCACAGUAAGAGGCUGCUCAACACAGAGUGGGGUCUACCAUCCAUUGUGAAAUCUCUUAUUGGAAACGUACGGACAUGCACUUACAUUCAGGAGAGCUCAAUUGUGGAUCCCAAAGAGAGAACUUUUGAACUUCAAUCCUCAAAUAUCACCUUCACAAACAUGGUGUCUGUGGAUGAAAGGUUAACCUACAAGCCGCAUCCUGAAGAUCCAGAAAAAACGAUACUGACUCAAGAAGCGAUCAUCUCAGUGAAAGGAGUCAGUCUCAGCAGUUACCUGGAAGGCGUCAUGGCCAACACCAUUUCCAAUAAUGCUGGAAAGGGCCGUGAAGCCUUGGAGUGGGUAAUCAGACGGCUGAAUGUAGAGAUUGAGGAGCUGGCAGCCACAGCGCGAGGGACCAUACUGACCCCGAUGGCUGCUGCAGUCACAGAGAAAUAACGCCUACCUCGUUAGUUUAGAGACUGAGAGAGACUGCACGUCGAGACCACCAGCCUCGCUCUAUGAUGAUCUGGUGCCGUUUUGGUGCUCUGCGUUUUCUAUGUUUAAAGGGUACUUUGUAAACUAUACUGUCUACAUUAGAUGUAUUUAAAGCAGCACUGCACUGGUGUGGGCAUCAGCUUGAGGAGCUUGCGGCACACUCAGGGACGAGUUUAAACACUACUGACAUUGGUGGCACCAGCUGAACCAGAAACAUAAGAAAAAGUGCCAAGCAGACAUUGCUUUUUGUCCAGCCGCUCCCACACACUCCUUUGCCAGAUGUGCUUUGAUAUUUUUGCAGCAGACCUCAGAAUGUCAUCAAGUUUUCUGGUUUCAACUUUCAACAGAGAUAAACGUAAGGAGACUUUUUUUUAUGUAUUAUUAAACUUCGGAGACUGUAAGUUCUUACAUUAAUCUGUGGUGGCAAGAAACUGCUUGUGAAAGCCAUGUUAAAAUGUCAAUGAAAGAUGGUUGGAGUAAAUGAGUAGGUCAAAGUUUCGCAGUCAGAAACAUUCUCAACACUUUCCUGUGGGACCGCAGCAAUACUGGGACUCUAUACUGGGCGGCAUGUGCAAGCCUGAUUCUAAACUGUAUUUAAUAACUUUUUGUUUUUAGUGUUGGUUUAAUGAAGGGAGCAAACCUGCCAUAUUUAUUUUUCUUGAGUUGAUGGGAAGACUUUCUAGUGCAAUGUCAGGGAAAAUCUUUGAUUAGUGUACUUUGAGAGGGUCUUCUGUCAUAAAACGGAUGCGCAAUUUUCUUAAAUGUUUUUUAACAGUUAUAGAAAUUAUUUAUUUAGUUUGUUCCUAGAAGAGAGUUGAAGAAUUUUUGACUAUUAAAUGUAAUUCAAUUUCUUUCUUUAAAAAAAAAAACCUCAUUUGUGUUCUUUGAUUGGGUGCCUGAACGAGUGGAGAAUAUGGCAAUAAAAUCAGGUGAGUUGUAAAACUUUA